Molecule: messenger RNA, 1497 nt
Organism: Hordeum vulgare subsp. vulgare (domesticated barley)
Lineage: Eukaryota; Viridiplantae; Streptophyta; Magnoliopsida; Poales; Poaceae
Product: putative cytochrome c biosynthesis ccmC-like mitochondrial protein
Exons: 1
Coding region: 775-1497 (240 amino acids)
Biological process (GO): heme transport; cytochrome complex assembly
Cellular component (GO): plasma membrane
Molecular function (GO): heme binding; heme transmembrane transporter activity
Source: RefSeq, a predicted model, not a curated record
CAUUGCGAUUAGAAACCAAUGACUCUACAGCCAGGGCUCGAUGGCGAUGUAAGAUAGAAAGAAUGGGGAGUUAGGGCUUCGGUUUCCUCUGUAGCCAGUUUCAAUUCCAAAUCAUUUGCCGACAUGCGGACUCACUUCUCUUUUAUGGGAUGACUUUUAUUAUCCAAGUUGUCUAUUUACGUGGGUGAAUCAAGUACAACAAGUCAGGUCAGAGCUUGUGGUAGAAGAUUGGGCUCUGCUACGCAGAUCCACUCAACUAGGAAAGAAGUACGCAUUGCUGACUGACUGUUUGAACGAUCCUAGUUACUAGUAGCUAAUCAAGUCAGAGUAGGGUGGCCGAGAAGCUUCUUGCCGGUGCCCCCAAAAGCAAAGCACAGACUCUACUCACCCACGCGUUUUCCACCUACGGAGGGAGAAAUCAUCGAAAUAUCCUCAUCCCCUGAAAGGGAACCCGAAAACAGGACGAGAGUGGAUAGGGUGACUAAGGAGGCCGUAAAAAUUAGUAGUGCAUUUUUGAAAGAUAAGAUUACAAAAAGGCGAGAGCAGCAUAAUUGUUAGUUAGGGGUAAGAGGGGACGGGCCCGUAUAGAAAGUAAAUCCUUCUUUUUCCGAUAUGCCGCUCCGCAAGCAAGGAGUGCCACGCACGAGCGGAGCGAAAACUAAGCAAGGGGAAUUCCGUCAUUCCAUGGAAAGCAUGCGAAAUCCUUUGAUUGUUUAUAGAAUCAAAAUAACUAUAUAGUCUUUCUUGUUCCACUUGCAAGGCAAGGAAAAUAAAAUGUCAGUUUCGUUAUUACAACCUUAUUUUCUUAUGUCAAAGACAAAAAGCUACGGGCAAAUUCUCAUUGGAUCUCGGUUGUUCUUAACAGCGAUGGCUAUUCAUUUAAGUCUUCGGGUAGCACCACCAGAUCUUCAACAAGGUGGAAAUUCUCGUAUUUCGUAUUUACAUGUUCCUGCGGCUCGGAUGAGUAUAGUUAUUUAUAUCGCGACAGCUAUAAACAGUUCCUUGUUCCCAUUAACAAAACAUCCCCUUUUUCUUCGCUCUUCCGGAACCGGUAUAGAAAUUGGUGCUUUUUCUACUUUGUUUACGUUAGUGACUGGGGGGUUUCGGGGAAGGCCUAUGUGGGGUACCUUUCGGGUGUGGGAUGCUCGUUUAACUUCUGUAUUCAUCUUGUUCCUUACUUACCUGGGUGCACUGCGUUUUCAAAAGCUUCCUGUCGAACCGGCUCCUAUUUCAAUCCGUGCUGGACCGAUCGAUAUACCAAUAAUAAAGUCUCCAGUCAACUGGUGGAAUACAUCGCAUCAACCUGGGAGCAUUAGCCGAUCUGGUACAUCAAUACAUGUUCCUAUGCCCAUUCCAAUCUUGUCUAUCUUUGCUAACUUCCCCUUCUCUACCCGUAUCUUGUUCGUUCUGGAAACACGUCUUCCUAUUCCAUCUUUUCCCGAAUCUCCCUUAAUGGAAGAAAUAGAAGCUCGAGAAGGAAUACCACUAAAAACCUAG